UGUGCCUCCACUAUGUCCAGAGUAUCCAACAGCAGUGACUACAGUCCAGUCUCACAGCAACCUGAUAGUCUCGCUUUCGGGGAAGCCUCUUCCUUCUUUUGGACUGACGAUCCCAGAUUGAAUUAUCAGUGUGAAACAAGAGGAACCGGCAAAGAGAGAGGACAAGACCGGGUAAAACGACCCAUGAAUGCAUUCUUGGUCUGGUCCCGCGACCAAAGGCGCAAAAUGGCUCUGGAGCAUCCCAAAAUGCAAAACUCAGAGAUUAGCAAGCGGCUGGGAUGCCAGUGGAGAAUGCUCACAGAAGCAGAAAAGUCGCCUUUCUUCCAGGAGGCACAGAGAUUACGAGCCCUGCACAAAGAGAAGUAUCCGGAAUACAGGUAUCGACCACGCCGGAAGGUCAAGAGGCUGCAGAAGAGUGGCAGCGUGCUCCCGGAAGUUCCCUCUCCAAUGCUGUGCAGCCAAGUGCACCGGGCCGAGAGGAUACACACCCUCACAUACAGGGACAACCGCACCGAGGCCACACAUUCACGAAUGCAGGACCAGCUACUGCCCACCGACUCACCCAGCUCGCCGCUGCAACCGGAGCUUUGCAUCCCCUGCACAAGCAGAUGUCACAAUCUGGCUCUGCAGAACUUCUCAGACACUGCCUUCUACCUUUACUGUAAUUUACAGCCCUGACGUUUCGCGUCUGUUUUCGACAUUGCUUUCCUUUCUCUUGCUAAAAAGGCUCUAUUCAUUUCAGCUUCAC
Messenger RNA from Nycticebus coucang (slow loris), 748 nucleotides. RefSeq names its product sex determining region Y (gene SRY). Lineage: Eukaryota; Metazoa; Chordata; Mammalia; Primates; Lorisidae. The record is from RefSeq and is a predicted model, not a curated record. The transcript has a single exon. The coding region runs from base 13 to 678 and encodes 221 amino acids. Gene Ontology annotation, biological process: positive regulation of transcription by RNA polymerase II; cell differentiation; anatomical structure morphogenesis. Gene Ontology annotation, cellular component: nucleus. Gene Ontology annotation, molecular function: DNA-binding transcription factor activity, RNA polymerase II-specific; RNA polymerase II cis-regulatory region sequence-specific DNA binding.